Molecule: messenger RNA, 3042 nt
Organism: Melanotaenia boesemani (Boeseman's rainbowfish)
Lineage: Eukaryota; Metazoa; Chordata; Actinopteri; Atheriniformes; Melanotaeniidae
Gene: fndc7a
Product: fibronectin type III domain containing 7a
Exons: 14
Coding region: 1-2463 (820 amino acids)
Molecular function (GO): protein binding
Source: RefSeq, a predicted model, not a curated record
AUGGAGGUAGAAAAACACCAAAGGCAUGACAGCCACGAGGACAAAGAUGCUCAAACUGUUGCUUUUAUCCACGUUUCUGGGGACAUCACGCUGUCAGUGUUUACAGUGACAUCAAAGAGUAUGACUGUGCAGUGGAGCGGCCACACUGGUGCCAGCUCCUACAAGAUCACAGCAAUCCCCAAGAACUCUCCCGAGCAACCGGUCUUCGCUCAGUUUAGUGGCAACACAGUGAUGGGCUCCGUUAACUCUCUGUCACCAAACACAGUGUACACCAUGCAGUUAGAGGCCAUGGACAAUGCUCUCAAUGUCCUCAGCAGUGCAGAGACUGUGGAGACAACAGCACCUGAUGUGCCCCGCAUUGAGCAGGCCUACUCCAAAAACAGCGACAGCGUCACGGUUGAGUUUGCUGAGGUUUCCGGGGCAACCAGCUACAUUCUCAGGGCAGAGUCAAAGACAGGAGAUUUCUUCUAUGAGACCAAUGUGACCAGAUCCCCUGGCACCGUGGAGCAGCUCCAGCCUUACACAGACUACCUUCUGAGCGUCAUGUCUGUCAACUCAGGGGGGAGAAGCCAACCCUCGUACCCCACUCAGGCCAGGACAGUUGUAAUGGCACCCCAGUUGAACACAUCCUCUACCAGGAACGACACCAUCCAGGUGAACUGGGCCCCAGUGAAGCAUGCCAUCCUCUACACUCUGUGCAUCAUCCAAGAAGGCUCCAGCACUCGCCUCAAGCUGAACACCACUAACACAUCGGUAACUUUUGACACUCUCCAAGCAGGAACUACAUACUGCAUCAAAGGCACAGCCUGGGACUCUGAGGGUCGAACUGGUGACGACCUCACCGUUUGUCAAAUCACACGUCCUCCAAGCCCAGAUGUGACCCAAGUCCAGGUGACUCAGGGUCGCUCUCUUGGGAUUGCCGUCUACUGGGUUUCAGUGCAGGGGGCUCAGAACUACAUGGUGUGGACUUCUAAUGGACAAAACUGUUCCACAAGAAAUAGUUAUUGUUACAUCACACCUGCAGAUUGUGGCCAGAACCACUCUUUGUCUGUCACAGCCUACAACCAGGCUGGACCCAGCAGCCCCUCAAAACCAGCUGAAUACAUCACAUACCCAUGUCCACCUGAGAACAUCUGGGUGGAGGAACCCACAGCAAGCAACUGCUCAGUGUUGUGGGAAGAAGUGCCACUGGUGGAGUACUACGUAGCUUUCAUCAAGAGGGAUGACGGAACCGAGACGUCGUGCAACACCACUAAAGCCACCUGCACAUUUUUCUGCAUGUGUGGCUAUACCUACCUGACAAGUGUAUUCCCCUACAACCAGGCUGGCACCAGCCUUUACGCACACAUCCGUAACUACACCACCAUUCCUUGUUGUCCACAGGAUGUUACAGCACAGCUGGUUUCCACUGAGACCCUAGAGGUCAUGUGGUCCCCGGUCAAAGGAGCUGAGCUGUAUGAGACCACAGCGGCACAGACUAAUGAUGUCAUCCACUGUAAUGAUACAUCACCAGUGUGUGCUCUCUCAGAUCUGAGAUGCAACACAGCUUAUUCUAUCACGGUGACACCUUGCAGCGAGUUACGAGGAUGUAAUCGCACAUGCACACCUCACAAACAUGAGACAGCUCCCUGUGCUCCAGAGAUCCUGAACCUGACGCAGACCAGCAGCUCCACAUACAAUGUCUUUAUCACCACACCCAACUCCCUCAGUACUAACUACACCAUCACUGCCACUGGACGCAACAGCAAACAGACUUGCAAUACAAGAAAUAACUCCUGUGAGCUCACACAGCUACCCUGCGGCUCAAUCUAUGAUGUUGAGGCAGUGGCCACCACAACAGUGGGGAAAAGUCUUCCUGGAUUCAGCAAAUCCUUGGAAACAGGUCCUUGCUGUCCAACAUAUGUGAACGUAACCCAAGUCACCCAGGCCAUGACCAAUGUAACAUGGUCACCUGGCAGUGGAGCUCGCUCCUAUGUUGCCGCUUUAACAUCCCCACGUGGACAUGCCAAAUGCCACACUCUGGAUGCCCACUGCCUGAUGGGAUGUAUCACAUGUGGCACCAACUACAGCGUCCACUUGGAAGCCAUCAGUAGCACAGGACACAAGUCAGAGUGCAAAUAUCAUGGAUUUUCAUCCAGUGCCUGCUGUCCCACGGGUGUCAAGCUCUAUCGCCGGACCAACAACUCACUCAGGGUGUACUGGCGUUCAUCGGGCCCUCAGGAUCAUAAUCACACAGUAGAGCUAUAUGGGACAGGAGCCAACUACACUUGUAUUGCAGCUGCAGGCAGCAUGUACUGUGAUAUUCAGGAGGAAACAUGUGGAGAUGUUUACACAGUUGUGGCGGCACCAGUGGGACAGUAUGGGAUCAAAGUCACCUUCUGCCAGCCUAGGACAUACUCAGUUCCUUGCCCAGGAAGUAAUGCUGGUAUGGUAAUCUCUCGUGGAAGACGAAGUGUGAAGUAAAUUCGGGAACACUAUCCACCACCAACACAGCAACAAGGACAGAUAACUGUGAUCGCGAGUUGAAACUAUAAAACUUUAAUGUACACACACACAUAUAGAGACAUAAAUUUGUUCAUGGAUGUCUCUAAAUAUAAUAAAACCAAAGCAAUAUAAUACACUGUCAAAUGAGAGCUUUGGAGAAAAUAAGUGCAUUUAUUCAGUGUAUUUAAAAGAUAUUUUCCAUUUUGCUGCCUUAGAAAAAAAAUGCAUUUUUGUUGUAAAAUGUACUCUUUCCACAUGUCAUUCCAAUGAAACUUGAUGUAACCUCUUCAUUCCCUUUAUUCUGGCUCGUGGAUUAAAAAUCAUCAAGGCAGUAAUCACUAAAAAGUAAACUAAUAUUUUAGGACCUCUCCAAGUAGAAGACUUCCAUAUGGCUGCUUGUUGUUGCCCUACAAUAAAAAACAGGUAUUAACUUCCUCUGCCUGGAGACAUGCAUAGCAAGUCCUGUGGAUGACACAUCUGAUCAUAUUGCUGAAGACAGAUUCACUGUUAACUUCGAUAUCAAUGGAUAUGUUUUCUCUUACUUGGCAGAUGAGAACA